AUGAACUCUCCCAUCACCGUGUCUCCGCAGGUGGCCUUUCGACAGGAACGUGCUGCUGCUUCGGCUACCUCAACCGAGGCCGAGCAAGUGUUGCCUCCGGAGUCUGCUGCAGCCAACGCCUUGGGAAGUAGUGUUGGGGUCAGUGGUUUAAGAGCUGAGGGUGUAGAGGAGGGCUAUGGUCCAGUGCGUCGUCGUUUGUCCGCUAAAUCUAGUCCUAUGCUGCUGCGUCCUCAGGGCAUGCUUCCCGAUGAUUUCUCUGACAUGAUGCAAGAGGUCGACAGCCGUGGCACCAAGCGAGAGGCUUCCACUGAGCCUGCCGAGACAGCAAGCUCCAAACGAGCUGCUCCGACGCCCGACGCGUCUCCGGAAGCAGAUGAAUCGCUGUGUGUGCAAGCCAAUGCCGUAGACUUGUUCUCGUCAGCCGCAUCCUUUGAGACCCUUGUGAUAAAUCAUGUGAACAAGCGAGCCGCCAAGGAAGUGCCGGCCACCGGCAAUCCCCUUGAUGUGCAACCCUUGGUGGACGAGGCUAAGCUGAUAGAAUGGAACACAAUCGAAAGCAGGCAUGCAGGUAGGAUUGUGUUUGGUCGUGAAGCAGAGGAUGUUCGCAAAAGGUUUGGCCAUAGGAUCAUGGGUAGCAGGUUUGUGUGUACCUGGAAGCAAGAAGAAGACGCCCCGCGUCGCAUGAAGGCGCGCUGGUGCCUACAGGGUCACCUCGACCCCGAUCUUCGCACCAAGGCACUUGCAGGGGACUUGCAGAGUCCCACGUUGUCUCAGGUCGGUCGUUCCAUGUUGUUUCAGAUUCUCGCAUCAAACAAGUGGACACUGCGUCUAGGGGAUAUCAAGGGUGCUUUCCUCGCCUCAGGUGCUCUCCCAGCCCAGUACAAACCCCUGUAUGCUACGUUGCCUCAGGGAGGCAUCCCCGGGAUUCCGUCUGAUGCACUGAUCGAGGUGCUUGGCCAUGUCUAUGGUUUGAAUGACGCCCCGUCAGCGUGGCAACGCACGUUGGACCGGGCCCUUCACGAGGCCGGCUUCGAACGAAGCCGCCUGGACCCAUGCCUCUAUUUUCUUCGCGAUGAGGGACGACUCACAGGAGUCUAUGGAGUCCACGUGGAUGAUUGUGCCACAGGUGGGGUGGGUGAAAAGUAUGAGCAAGCACUUGAGAUGUUAAAGGGUCGGUUUGAAUUCCGUAAGUGGCGGUUAGGAGACGGUGACUUCUGCGGUGCACGCUACCGUCAGAAUCCUCAGACCUUUGAGAUUACGAUGACUCAGGAGUCCUUUGUGGACAAGAUCCGGCCGCUCCGGAUGACUCGCCGACGUGCCCAGGAGCGGCACUCACCCUUGACUGAUGAAGAAGUUAAGUGCCUGAGGGCAAUCAAUGGUAGCUUGAAUUGGCUGUCGUCGCAGUCGCGUCCCGACCUAGCCACCCAGGUUUCCUUCUCUCAGCAGUCAUUCCCCAAACCUACGGUUAAUGAUGCGCUAGCCGCUAAUAAUGCAGUAAGAAGGGCUCGGCAGCACCGGCAGCUGUCAAUUACCUUUCGGAGCAUUCCGCUCCCCGGCCUGGCCGUGCUGUGUCAUUCUGAUGCUGCCUAUGCCAAUGGGCGAGAUGGUGCCACUCAAGCUGGCUAUGUCAUAGGGUUUACUGACCGUAGUGUUGAUGAGGAUAAAGUCACAGCAUGGUCGCCGGCCUUUUGGAAGAGCUAUCGUCUUCCCAGAGUCGUGAGCUCAACCUUGAGCGCUGAAGCUCAGGCCCUUGCAACAGCUUCAGGCAUGGCCGAGUGGACUCUCCUGCUUUUGAGUGAGGCCAUCGAUGGACCGUGCCAUCUUAGGUCCUUCUGGAGCGUUGCAGCCAAGCGUAAGAGUGUUUUCGUUACCGACUGCAAGAGCUUGUUCGAUCAUCUGAUGUCCCGCUCGGCCCCAACUCUCGAUGAGAAGCGUACUGCACUAGACAUUGUGAUCCUUCGUGAAAGCUUGCAGAAGACUCAGGGUUCUCUUAGGUGGGUGCCCACGGAUCGUAUGCUGGCUGACGCCAUGACCAAGGAGUCAGCUGAUGCCUUAGAUAUGCUCAGGGCAUGCCUGCGCGAAGGGUCAUACCAGAUCUCCGAUGAGAGUACCAUACUCCGAUGGCGCUCCGAUGAAAAGGAGCGUCGCAAGCUCCUGUCGCAGAGCAAAGUUUCCACUCCUGCUGAUGAUGUGCACUGCGAGCCCAGUUGUUAA
This is a messenger RNA of Symbiodinium sp. CCMP2456, 2214 nucleotides long. Lineage: Eukaryota; Dinophyceae; Suessiales; Symbiodiniaceae. The record is from the annotation of a GenBank genome assembly.